UGACAUUUGGCAUGGUGAAUCCCGUGAUGUACUACCAGACCAAGGUAAUCAGUGAAUUGUUCUUAGACACACCUUUCACUGACACUCGAAACAACGUGAGGGGUUCUACACAGCUUUUGGACUUCUGGAGGUUUGUGGAUUAUGUGAUGUUGGACAGUCUGUACUGGGAAACUUGGUACAAUAACAAUGCUACAGACAUCGAGGAUCGAAAUAUUCUCUACGAAAAUCGACUUCUGGGUACUCCGAGGCUUCGGCAGCUAAGAGUAAGGAACGAUUCUUGUAAUAUUCACGAAAACUUCAAGGAAACUAUAUCGAAGUGUUAUGACGUUUAUUCACCUGACGUCGAGGAUACGGAACCUUUUGGCUUACUGAACGGAACAGCAUGGACCUAUCACACAGAGAAGGAGAUGAAUGGCUCUAGUCACUGGGGUUUGUUGGCCACGUACAGCGGAGCAGGAUCAUAUGCUGACCUAGGAACUAACAGGUCUCAGGCUGCAGCUGUCAUGCAGGAACUUGGAGAAAACUUAUGGAUUACACGAGCAACUCGAGCUAUAUUUCUAGACUUCACCACUUAUAAUGCUAACAUCAAUCUUUUUUGUGUUGCAAAGAUUGUGUUUGAGUUCCCAGCCACAGGUGGAAUGAUCCCUUCCUGGAGCUUUCGGACCGUGAAGUUACUGCGAUACGUGAGCGCUUUUGAUUACUUUGUUUUGGCUUGCGAAUGUAUCUUCUCCUUUUUCAUCAUUUACUACGUCGUCGAAGAAUUUAUUGAGAUUAAACAUAACAGUUGCAAGUACUUCAGGUCAAUCUGGAAUUUACUGGAUAUUCUUGUAAUCUCGAUUUCUCUGGUGUGUAUAGCUUUCAGUGCCUUCAGAGCUCUAACAGUUGAGGGUAUGAUGGAAAGACUGCUUGAGAACCCAGAUGUGUUUGCCGAUUUCGAGUUUCUUGGGUUUUGGCAAACCCAAUUUAACAGUGCUGCUGCCGUAACCGUUUUCUUUGCUUGGAUUAAGAUCUUCAAGUACAUUAGUUUUAACAAGACCAUGACUCAACUUUCUUCAACUCUGUCACGAUGUUCUAAAGACAUUGCUGGUUUCGGAAUCAUGUUCUGUAUUGUAUUCCUCGCCUAUGCUCAGUUGGGUUUCUUACUGUUUGGGACGCAAAUUCAAGAUUUCAAUAAGUUCAUCAAAGCCAUCUUUACUUUACUACGUAUCAUUCUUGGAGACUUCGACUUCCACGUGAUUGAGACAGCCAACAGAAUAAUUGGUCCAACCUUCUUCAUCACUUAUGUAUUUUUUGUGUUCUUUGUCUUAUUGAAUAUGUUCUUGGCAAUAAUCAACGAAACUUAUGCCGAAGUCAAAGCCGAGAUUUCAAGCCAAAAAAACGAAUUUGAAAUUGCUGACUUCUUGAAACGAGAAUACAACAAUCUCAUGGGCAGAGUAGGGAAGCGUGACAAAAUCAUUGAUAUACAGAGUGCUCUUAAACUUGCUGACCAAGACAGUAAUAUGAAGCUUUCGUUCGACGAAAUUCAACGUGCCCUAAAACAGCAAAAUUUCACGGAUAUGGAGAUUGAGAUGCUGUUUGCUAAGUAUGACCGAAAAGGAAACCGGGAAUUAGAUGCCAAUGAAACAAAAGAAAUGCUGGCUGAUUUGGAAGGUGAGAAAACUCGUCUCGAUACACUAAUUCAGAGAGAGCAGGAAGAGGGUAACUAUCCAUCUGAUGCCCGGGGCGGAGAGGUAUCCAUAACGAUGCUUAAUGGACUUGCUGGACGGGUGGAUAAAAUGGAACGUUCUGUUGGAAAUAUUGUUGCCAAAAUUGAAACAAUGAUUAAAAAAAUGGACGCCAUGGAAAACGCCAAGGCAAAGAGGAGGAACAACAUGAAAAAAAUUUUGGCUACUAUUAACGAGAGUGAAGAACUGGACGACAAGUUCAAGCGGGUGCAGAUAGAGAAACUGCUACGCGAAGAAUUACAACGUUGGGAUUCUGAGGCAUCUCUAAAAACCCUUGAUAAACGUAAUAAAUAUUAACGUGACUGUCUGUGGACCUGGAUUUUCUAGGAACAAAGACUCCUCGGUAUCAAUGUGUGUGUGUGUGUGUGUGCUAAAACCUAUUUAAGAUCCCUUUCUCUUGAACUGUGUUGUAAUAUGAAAAGUCCUGGGGAUUGUACCUAAGAGCAUUCUGUUUGCUACUUUUAUGUACAAUCUAAAAAUAUUACGAUUUAUAC
Molecule: messenger RNA, 2218 nt
Organism: Limulus polyphemus (Atlantic horseshoe crab)
Lineage: Eukaryota; Metazoa; Arthropoda; Merostomata; Xiphosura; Limulidae
Product: polycystin-2-like
Exons: 14
Biological process (GO): detection of mechanical stimulus
Cellular component (GO): membrane
Molecular function (GO): calcium ion binding; calcium channel activity
Source: RefSeq, a predicted model, not a curated record